AUGGAGAACUUCAAGAAGACCGGAUCGUGGGCUGAGGAUAGAAUCCGCAAAGCCGCGCUUGGUGUUGCUGAAGCCUCAAAGCAGGCCGCGAAGAUCACGGAUGGUGUGGACUGGCAGGAUGUGCGAGCCAAAGUCGAGGGUGUCGCAUCCAGCGCACAGGAAUCCAUCGAAGGUGCAUAUCGGUACACCGAAGACGCCUACAACGAAAAUCCGAAGCGGUUCUAUACUGCCGCCGGUGUGGUUGUAGGUGCAGCCGCCGCUCCGCUGGUGAUGCCUGCGUUGCUUGGGGCUGCUGGCUUCAGCACUAUCGGACCUGUCGCCGGUUCAAUGGCGGCAGGUAUGCAGUCUGCCGGAUGGGUCGGGUUCAGUACACUCCAGAGUGCUGGGAUGGGUGGUUAUGGCGUUUCAGUCGUCACGGGUGCUGUCACUGGUAUUGGAGCAGCUUCAGGUGGCGUCGCAGGUGCUGCUGCAGAUAGGCUCAUAGCAGCAGCAGACAAGAAGGAGAAGAGUAAGCCCUGA
Clonostachys rhizophaga is the source of this 519-nucleotide messenger RNA. Lineage: Eukaryota; Fungi; Ascomycota; Sordariomycetes; Hypocreales; Bionectriaceae. The record is from the annotation of a GenBank genome assembly.